Molecule: messenger RNA, 1243 nt
Organism: Clupea harengus (Atlantic herring)
Lineage: Eukaryota; Metazoa; Chordata; Actinopteri; Clupeiformes; Clupeidae
Product: gastrula zinc finger protein XlCGF17.1-like
Biological process (GO): regulation of immune system process; regulation of cytokine production; negative regulation of transcription by RNA polymerase II
Cellular component (GO): nucleoplasm
Molecular function (GO): DNA-binding transcription repressor activity, RNA polymerase II-specific; RNA polymerase II cis-regulatory region sequence-specific DNA binding
Source: RefSeq, a predicted model, not a curated record
AUGGAGGCCGACAACUGGCGUGAAGACUCCUCGCCACACGAGAGGGAGCAAGAUGGACAGAAAAAGCGCAAGCCCUGCUCACCGACCUUAAACCUCACCAGCGACGACACCACACUGGAGAGAAGCCAUAUCCUGCUCCGAAUGUGGAAAGUGUUUUCCCUGUGUAGCGAACUUAAAAGGCACCAGCGAAAUCAUACUGGAGAGAAGCCAUAUUCCUGCUCUGAGUGUGGGAAGACUUUCACUACAUCUGGCCAUCUUAAAAGGCACCAGAGAGUACAUACUGGAGAGAAGCCAUAUCCCUGCUCUGAGUGUGGGAAGACUUUCACUACAUGCAAUCUUCAAACUCACCAGAGAGUACAUACUGGAGAGAAGCCAUAUCCCUGCUCUGAGUGUGGGAAGACUUUCACUACAUCUGGCCAUCUUAAAAGGCACCAGAGAGUACAUACUGGAGAGAAGCCAUAUCCCUGCUCCAAAUGUGGAAAGUGUUUCCCCCGGUCUAGCGACCUUAAAAGCCACCAGCGACGACACCACACUGGAGAGAAGCCAUAUCCCUGCUCCGAAUGUGGAAAGUGUUUUCAUGAGUACAGCGAACUUAAAUCUCACCAGAGAGUACACACUGGAGAGAAGCCAUAUCCCUGCUCCGAAUGUGGAAAGUGUUUUUCCCAGUCUAGCGGACUUAAAAUCCACCAGCGAGGACACCACACUGGAGAGAAGCCAUAUCCCUGCUCCAAAUGUGGAAAGUGUUUUACCAGUUCUAGUCAACUUAAAAUUCACCAGCAACGUCAUAAUGUUCCAGGAGCCCCUGUCCGACCAUCUCCUUCGGCAGAGUCUCCUGUUCCUCCCAAGGACCCCUCAACACUGCAAGUACCAUUGAAGGUUCUGAUACUACAGCUGGUGGACUGCCGCCAUGUACUGGGACGGAAUAGCACAUUGACACUACUGGGAAGAAAAGAACCGAGGCCGUAGUGAUGACCAUCCGUUAGCAUCAAAUAUGUAUCCCAAGUCCCCUUCAAGGAAAGAUGAAGCUUAAAAAACGAGAAAAACUACAGAGGGGAAAUAUGCACAAAUUGAAAUAUGCACACACAUUAAGGGGAUUGGUGAACUUUAUCUCUGCAGUUUUAGUUUCUAUCUUAUGCAUUUCAUGUAUUCUAUUUUUUAACACUUUAUGCACUCUAUCACAGUUUUACGUUUGUUUUAUGUGAAUCACUGUGCAUGUAAUUUCUUUGUGUACGUAAUUUCUUUG